CGGAAGAAGAAGCAUCAUAGGAGCUGUCAAAGAUGGCGGAGUGUGAGGAGGAGGUGGACGUUUUGGUCCAGAGAGUUGUCAAAGAUAUAACAAACGCUUUCCAGAAGAACCCCAACAUUGAUGAAAUUGGAGUGAUAACAUGUCCAGAAGCACGUUACAAUCGCAGUCCCAUUGUGCUGGUGGGGAAUAAGCUCGGUGUGGAGAGCUGGUGCGUUAAGUUCCUGCUGCCAUACGUCCACAACAAACUGCUACUCUACCGCCAGCGCAAGCAGUGGUUGGACAGAGAAGCUUUAGUAAAUAUCACAUCCACUCUCCUGCUGCUGAACCCAGACUUCACCACUGCCUGGAAUGUCAGGAAGGAGCUGCUGCAGUGUGGAGUGCUGUGUCCACAGAAGGACCUCUACCUGGGGAAGCUGGCCCUCACAAAGUUCCCCAAGAGCCCUGAAACCUGGAUUCACAGGCGCUGGGUCCUUCAGCAACUCAUGCUGAGUCGACAGAAGCAGCAGGGGGCGCCAGAGGCUGAUGCUGAGAGAAUCCAGCAGCUGAGUGAGCAGGCGGCUGAGACAGUUCAACAGGAGAUGAGAGUGUGCACAGAUGCCGCCAACAGGUAUCCCAGCAACUACAACGCCUGGUCACACCGCAUCUGGGUCCUGCAGCACAUGGCCAAAGGCAACAUCAAGUUUCUCCAUGAUGAGCUGGCCUCCACACGCCCUUGGGUGUCCAUGCACGUGUCCGACCACAGCGGCUUUCACUACAGACAGUUCCUGAUACAGCAGCUGCUCACAGAGUUGUCUCCACCUCAGGGCAGCACUAAGGUCAAUGGGGGUCCGGCAGGGCAUGGGCUGGAGACUGAGGACCUCACUGCGCUGCUGCAACUGCUCCAGGAGGAGAUGGAGCUGAUCUCUGACCUCAUCCAGACUUUUCCUGGACAUGAAGCCCUCUGGUGCCACAGGCGACAUGUCUUCUAUGUUUGGCAGAGCUGGUGGAGAGAGCAGCAGCUCAGCCAGAGCUCCUCUGUGAUGUCCGAGCCUAAUGGGGCGCAGUGUGACGAGUGCGUGCAGGGACACAGGGCAUCAGGGGAGGCCUUGGAGGAGGGACUGCCUCUGCCUUUAGCACAGGACCGAAAGCGUCUGAAGAGGGCGGUCCUGGGGCUGCCUUCAGUGCCGUCAGAGCAGAGCUUUGUGAGCUCGCUCCUCGACAGCUGCUCCUGCCCAGAUCAGAGACGCCUGGCUCUGGCCUAUAGGAGGUGGCUACACACAGUGCUCCAGCUGCAGCUCUGACUCUCUUGCAGAGACCUUUAGACCUGUAUCAGAAUCAAGAUCCUAUUCACCAGAAGUGUAGUCGUACGCCACUCCCACCAGGACCACGCCCCCGGUGUUUAAGUACGAGUGACCCUACAGUGAGCUGGACUAAAGGUCAGACUGGUUUAACAGCCGCAUUAGUUUGACAGUCAUGGGAUCUCUGUCUUCAUAAACUAUUAACAUUAUUUGUGCACAUUAGUCUUCUACAAAUUCUUCAAACCUCACUCCGUCUGCCUUUGAAAGCGUACUUCAAAAGCAGGUGCUGGACAGUUCAUGUUUCUUUGUUGGAUUUGAUUUUCAUAUGCGUGGGAUUGUUUGGGUGGCAGUGUGGACUAUGAAGAGUUUCUUAGUUAAAACCUUCGUCCACUGGGUUUGUGUUAUUCAAAUGUUGUUUGUCUUGGGUGUAGAAAAGGUACUUUAAAGUCUAUUAUACAUUUGAUCAUUUAUUAUCCUAAUUUUUAGGUAGUUAUUAACCUCUUGGGUUGAAAUAAUUUACAGAAAGCUAAUAUAUUGUUCUUGAAAACUACCUAUGAAACAGUAGGGAACCAGACCAAAGCAAGGUCAAGUGUUCUCUGGGGAUUUGAAUGGAGCAUACACAUUACAUUAUACUGGAUAGAGGCUCCUGUUCCAAUGUCAAUGACACUACAUUCAGGCUCUGAAAAACUAGGUCACAGUGAUGAUAGUAGAUUUCACCUGUUCCUUUCCUGCAUUGUUUCUUAACACAGGGAUAGAAAGUAGGAUUCUAGUCAAAGUUCAAAUUUUUAAACAUGUCCAGAAGAAUUAACAAAAGACUGAAAUAUGAACUGACAAACAAAUACACAAAUCAUGUUUCAGAAUAUGUUUGUUUUAGCAAUUUUUAUGCAGAGUAAGAAACUAUAUUCUUGUGAAAAUUAUGAUACUGGUAAAAAUUCCAGCCUUAGAAAUUUGCUUAUUGCGUCCACUCAAAUUGCGAUUUUGAUUGUAUUGCAAUCAAAAUCGUUUGUGUUAAACUAGAUAUUGGAGAAUUAGUUUAGAGAGUUAGUUGACUUUUCUGAUCACAUUUUUAAGAACAGCCCGACUAAUUCUGACGCUAGUAUUUGGGUGCAGUGCAGUUCAUUUCUUCUCAUGAUCUCACCUACCCGACUUAGAGGGUGAUUACUUCAUCAGUACGAUUUCACUUUAGUCUUCUACAACAAGCACAGUGGACUCAACUUCCUGUGUCCAACCAACCAAAGAGCGCGUUCACACUACACUGGCAUUCUGCGACCACAAGGACAUGCCUGGGCCUGUCUUUAUGUCACUUAGUAUUUUCCAAAUAAACUGGUGCUAAUUAAAGAUACACAUGAUAAAUAAUAACAUAGAACCCAAAAAUAUUGUACAUCAUUUACUGAACAGAAAGUCCAGUUACAAGCUACAGUAAUAAUUACUGUGACAGGCCUAGACUUGUCCUGUAUUCCUUUCCCUGAUCAAAUGUUUGGAAAUUACUUUAAAGGGUCCAUACACAAUUUUACACAAUUUUCUAAUCUAUGUUAUAGUUUUGUUUCCUCUUCAAAAAACCUGAAGUUGUUUUGUUUCAUUCACAUAGUUAGGACACAAAGCGUGCAUAUUUAAGCUGAGUUCUUCUCUCCAACAGAAAACUCUAUACACCUUCACUAGAAUAAUCUGAACGAUUCCAGCUCUAAAAUUGCCCUUCUCCCUUGAAUUUAAGGUAAAAGGUUGACGUUAACUUGAAAACUACCGCUUCGUGACAUCCCAGUGUGGAACAGAGAAUUUUGAGCUUUGAGAUCUAGGCAGCCUAAUAAUGCAUAAUAACUCCAACAAGCGUGAAUGAAACAAAACACAACUCCAGGUUUGUUUUUGAUGAGGUAAUGACAUUCUAACAUGAUUUUAAGCUCCCCAGAGUCCAUUUUGCAUAAUAUAGGACCUUUAACAUUGCUCAUUCACCUUUGUGUAUUGUGCUUCCAUAACAUCCACUGACAGGGAAGGAAAACCACUGUGUACAUGACUAUUAUUGAUAAAGCAAGUAUUUUUGAGCCAUGUAAAAUGCUUAUGAAACCAGUGUGGACUUAGACUAUCAGAAGUGUAUGCAAGGAUAGUUCCAUUUUACUGCAGAUCUACAACACAAAUAACUAUGCAGAAGUGUUACUGAGAUUCAACAAGUGAUUUUUGACUCAAAUGUAGCUUGUACAUUUUUCCUUUAUAUUCUCAAAUUGUCUUCAGUGACUGUAGUCCUAGCCUCAUCUCACUGAAUCUGUCAUAAUAAAGCUAAUUAGGAUAA
Molecule: messenger RNA, 3558 nt
Organism: Boleophthalmus pectinirostris (great blue-spotted mudskipper)
Lineage: Eukaryota; Metazoa; Chordata; Actinopteri; Gobiiformes; Gobiidae
Gene: ptar1
Product: protein prenyltransferase alpha subunit repeat containing 1
Exons: 7
Coding region: 33-1280 (415 amino acids)
Biological process (GO): protein prenylation
Cellular component (GO): cytoplasm
Molecular function (GO): protein prenyltransferase activity
Source: RefSeq, a predicted model, not a curated record